AUGAAUGUGUGGAUGUUGGUGUGCAUGAAGAUGAACAACUUCAACAGCAAGACUCCGAAGGUAGUGUGUUUGUUGAAAUGGGUACAGGAAGUGGAUGCACUACCUCAAAGUUGCAUGUACAGGCCAAGGGGUUAUCUGAUAUUGAGUUGGGAAUCUGAUAGUUGUGGCAGUAUGUAUGCAAGUGAUGACUCAGAUGAUGAAAGUCCCCGAAAUGGAGAUUUUAGGAUCUACUCAGAGCCGGAAGUUGAAGAUUUCUACAAGAGAAGAAUUUGUGUUAAAUGUUGUGGCUCACAAGGGAAAUGUCCAUGGUACACAUACUGUGUAUAUAGGAGUAGCCAAAGUACAUGGCAACCAAGGAAGAUCAUAGACAGGCAUACAUGUAGUAGAGAAUUCAACAUUGGUUUAGUUACCUCGAAAUGGUUAAGUGGCAAAUACGAGAAGAGCAUGAAAGCAAAUCCAGAUAUAAAUCUGAAAAAUCUGCACAGUAAGUUUUGUAAAAGAUGGAACAUUGGUGUGUCUAGGUCUACAACAACUAAGGCAAAAGCAAUGGCAACUGCCAACGUUGAUGGUUGUUUCAAACAAAAAUAUGAAAGACAGUAUGAUUAUGCACAAGAAUUACUGAGGUCAAACCCUGGGUCAACAAUGAAAGUGAAUGUGGAACGAAAUGAGGAUAAGGCUAUAUUCAAAAGAAUGUAUGUGUGUUUCAAAGCAUGUAAGGACAACUUUGUCUCAUGUAGGCCUAUUAUACAUUUGGAUGGAUGUUUUUUAAAAGGCAAAUAUGGAGGUGAGCUUUUAACUGCUGUUCGAAGAGAUGUUAAUAACCAGAUGGUACCUUUGGCAUAUGCUGUUGUUGAAGUAGAGAAUAAGGAAACAUGGACUUGGUUUUUAGAAUGGUUAAUUGAUGAUCUUGGAGGUGGGGGAUUAUGUUCAAGGUGUACCUUUGUGUCAGAUCAACAGAAAGGACUUCUGCCAGCUAUACAACAACUUUUACCUAGUGUGGACCAACGUUUCUGUGUAAGGCACAUUUACGCAAAAUUUAGGAAGAAAUUUCCUGGCAUAAAUCUGAGACAAUUACUAUGGAAGGUAGUAGCAACAGCAAGACACCCCAAAGCCUGGGAAUCAGUCAUGAGACAAAUCAAGGACGUCAACGAAGACACCUUUAAACACUUGAUAGCUAUUCCACCAAGGCAAAUUUUGGUGUAG
Molecule: messenger RNA, 1203 nt
Organism: Vigna umbellata (rice bean)
Lineage: Eukaryota; Viridiplantae; Streptophyta; Magnoliopsida; Fabales; Fabaceae
Source: RefSeq, a predicted model, not a curated record